This is a messenger RNA of Actinia tenebrosa (Australian red waratah sea anemone), 2875 nucleotides long. RefSeq lists its product as uncharacterized. Gene Ontology annotation, cellular component: cytosol; membrane. The record is from RefSeq and is a predicted model, not a curated record. Lineage: Eukaryota; Metazoa; Cnidaria; Anthozoa; Actiniaria; Actiniidae.
ACGAAGAUGUCGGCUGAAAGAAGUGAGAACAGUCGAAAUAAUGACCAGAAAAAAACUGCGUUUUGAUGCUGAAAUAACAAUUAUGCCGGCGUAGGACUUUGAGGAACUUGAGAAAAUUUAGUAACGGUUUGCACAAUUAGUUUUUUUUAGUGUUUAAUUAUCUAUGUACAUAGUUUCACCUGCCCAAUGAUGGCGUACAAAUUUUCUAGUGUUCAAGAGACAGCUACGUGUGUUCUUGUUUUGUAUCUUGUUUUAAUGCCAAACUCUUUAUCACAACAAGUAGAAACAAAUCCCGAAGUGUUGGUAUUUAGGAGCUUAAAGUCAAUAGGUUCUGCGAUACAUUAUUUCAUGAAUAUGGAGGCUAGUAUUGAUACGAAUGAACUGCUUGGUUUAAGAGUUGUUGCAGAGUCUCUGUUCACAACGAUAGAGAAUUGCAUGGACUCGGCAAAAGUAUCUGUUCCUCAAGCUUUUCUAGAAGAACUAAAGCUUCUUUGUGCGAGAUUAAAUGUACUGAUUCCCAGAGUACUAAACAUAUACAAACCUACAAUAAAUCAUGAAUACAAAACAUUUAUCGCUUCACACCUCAAAGGUUUCCGCUAUUAUCGACCAAUACGAGUGGAUAAGGAAGACAGAACUAACAUUCAAAAUUUAGAAGGCUUGAAAUUAGAAGAUUUUCAAGAAUGUUUAGGAGAUCUGAGUCUUCGAAAUGCAAGUUUGUGUAUUAUAAGUAACCGAUGUUGGAAAGUACUACAGCCAAAGAUGGCUAAAGGGCAAAGUUUACCUUAUCAAGCUAUGAUAUUGGUUAUGAUAGAAUUAUUAGGGUGUUCAUCUGUGGUGAACAAGAAGUGGAGUCCAUUAACCAUAGAAGAUGCAGCAGAUGAUAUUUGUUACUCUCUUUACCCAAAAGUCUCUUCUUUCCAUGCAAAUGAUUUCGUGCAAGAUCCAGAAGAAGUUGGUAGUUUUUUAGAUUCGUUCUUUGCAUGCAGUUUGUUAGGAUUUCACGAUUUUCUUCAAGUUACUCACAUGAGAAUACCUGCUGUUGUCAAGUGGCAGUUGCCGAGUGGUUGCUUUGGGUUAAAAGAUUUACAAAAUGCUGAUGAAGCAGGAACUUGUGUACCCAGAAUAAGCAGUGCUGCCAUUGGUCAGCUUGGGUUGUAUCUCAAAUGGUUACUGGACCCCACAGGGUUUACAGCCCUAACAGGAAACACUCCAUUCCCUUCACCUUCAGGGUUUAUUCCUAUACUAUGCAUACUUGGUAUAUUAAUUUUAGCGUUAUUCUGUAUGCGGAGAGUGAGAAGGUUUAUCUUGGGAUUGUUGUGGAGAGUACUUGAGCUCUUACCAUUCACUAAAAGAUGAAACUCAAACUUGUAGUAAAUAUCAAGAAUAUUUGAAAAACAUUAUAUCAAGCCAAGAAUAAUUUUCAGGGCUUAAAAUAACAGCAGGACAUCAGAAAAUGUCUGCCCAGUUAUUGGAACUUGUCUGGUCAAAUCUUGGCCUUGACCAAAGACUUACCAGCUGUUAUUUUCAUUUCUAUCCCCAAAAUAUUUGAACAGCAGUAACAGCAAAAACAAUUGUACAACAUGUCCAGCAACAAUGAGGUGUUGCAGGAUGUAGAGCAAAUGAUAAUACUAUGAGACUUUUCUACUCUGUACACACAUUUUUUUUUUUUCGCUUUGAGAAAAGUGGGCUUCUACUUUCUGAAACAAAGAAUAUUUGUCUCAUGUGGGUGAUAAUGCAGAAAAAUUCCAUUCAUUUUAUAAAUUAAUUGAAACAAAGUUAUUAGACUGUCAAGAGUUUGGUGUUUUUACACCCAUACUUAGCAUUUAGUGCUCACUGACUCAUAGGCCAUGUGGGUUAAAUCCAAUUAGUUGCUCGAAUAUAUCAAUGCAAACAAUGUUUUUAAUUUAUGUUUUGGUUUUCAAAGCCAGCAUUAUUUGAUGCUAGUAGGCUAGUACGACAAGGCCAAACAAAAAAAUAAGUGUGUUUCCUGUUGUGCAACCAACCCUAAUUUUCUUGCCAAUUUUUGCCAACCCUAAUAUUUUUUCAUCCCCGGGUUCCCAGUAAGCUCAUUUCCACUGUUGUAUCAGUGAGAAAAAAAAACUGAACUUCCAUUCCCGAUCAUUUUUCUCAUGCAACGGGAAACACACAUCCUUUGUUUGGCCCAAUCAGAAAACAGCAUUGAAGAUAGACCACAAGUCGGAUUUUAAACUUGUUCAAUUUAUUCUAUUUUUUAAACAUUCAGAUGACAUGAAAAACAAAUUCCUUUAUAGCAUUUUUUUUUUGAUUGAGGCCAUCUAUAAAAUUACAUUGCUCAAUAUGGUAUUUUAUUGGACGAUAUGACAUAUUAAGUCUGAUAGUAAACUGCAGCAAGGCUUUUUUCAUACCAUGGCAUUUUUUUCUACACUGUUUGGAAAAUCAUUUUGAAGAUCAUUCUUUUAUUUUUUACAUUUUUAGACUGAUUUCACUUAGAGCAGUUUUCAUAUGAGUGGGAAACAUAUAGUGUUGACUUACAGAAUGAACACRGUUUCCAAUUGUCUCUCGGUAAUUCAUUCAGCCACAACACAGUCAUAGUUACAGUGGUAAGAUACAGUAUAACUAUAGCAUGGCUAUAGAUAUGCAGUAUUGUAUCCUCUCAUACAAAAACUGCUUUAAACCAAGAAACAGAUAUAUAGUAAUCUUAUAGAUGUUAGCAGACACCAAUCCUAAUUAGCAAUUUCAAGGUGGAGGAAAAGACUGGGCACAGUUCACUUUGCAGUGCAUGGUGGGACUGUUUGAGGAGACAUUUCCCAGAUUUCCCUAUUCUUUCUCCUAAAAAGUCUUUUCCUCAAUCUCAGAAUGGUUAUUUAUUUAGUUUAAUCAAAUCCUAUUUGUUAAA